Wasmannia auropunctata (little fire ant) is the source of this 1240-nucleotide messenger RNA. RefSeq lists its product as uncharacterized. The transcript is spliced from 3 exons. Lineage: Eukaryota; Metazoa; Arthropoda; Insecta; Hymenoptera; Formicidae. The record is from RefSeq and is a predicted model, not a curated record. The coding region runs from base 163 to 786 and encodes 207 amino acids.
UUAUGUACAAUAUCUUUGCCCUUUGGCAGUCCUGCUGCCAAUAACUAUUGUAAUUAUAUCGAGAGCAGCUGUGUAUGUAGUAUUCAAGUCUUAAAGCAACCGAAAAGCAAGUUUCGAAAUUUUAACGUUCGGAUUAGUUCUCGUCUGCAGUUUAAGCUCGAAAUGGAGAUUAAUAAGAAGAAUGAACAGCCGCAAGACGACGACUCGCAAGCGUCCACUUCGUCGUCCAUUUCGAAAUUGAAUGACACCAAGCUGAAGUAUUACCAUACCGUAAGUCCCGCAAUCAACGCACUCGACGAGCUCAUGCGAACGAUGAACAAGAUAAGCUUGAUAACAUUUGAGGAUGACUUGUCUGAUGUCGAAGAGUUGCUGACGAAUUGCGUUACCUCGCCGCACGAUCGUUCUCGCGGCGGUAAUGAAAGUUCCUCCAGCUCUACCGUGGCUAGAAAAUAUUUGGGUGCAUGCCUGUCGAGUCCGAAGCCGUUUGUCAACACUUAUGAAAGAGAUGGCGCGGAAAAUCGCGCGCAAUCGGAAGAGAUUGAUCUCUCGUUGUCCCAGGACGCUCAGAAACCUCUGUCGCCAAGAAAAUUGCAAGAAAUCGCCGAUUUGUUUUCGGACAGCGAGCCAGAGGAUCCUCCACGUCACAAGGAUCGUAUUUAUGUAUCCGAGGCGUACUUCUUAUUGAUGGCAUCCAACAGGAAUCGAAGGAAGACUCUGCCCGAAAGACCACGAAGCGAUUCAAGAGACAGCGCAUUCAGUGAAUUUAUGGGAUCCGAUGAAGAGUAACUGGAGGCUUGCCAUUAAUAUAUGCGAACAAGGAAUAACGAAUCGGCGAGAAUCACGAAUCGCAGCUGUACAUGGCAAACGACAUUAUCUCUCAUUUUUUAUUUUUGUGAAUUAAGUUACAUUUUGAACAAGUUUUGUGUGUGUUUGAUAUAUAAUUAUUAAAAUAACUAAGUUUGAUCGAUUAGAUAGUUUGUUAUUAGGGUUUGAUAAGAAAUUGUCUGGUUUGAAGUUGAGCUUUUUAUCAUGUGACAAAAUAAUUAGAAAUAAUAUAAAUAAUACAAGAUAAUAAUACUUUGAUAUACUAUUUCUUUUGAAAAAUAAUAAUGUUUGAAGAGAUAUUUUAUGAUUCGUACACGGAAAGAAGGAUUCUGCUGGAAGGUCUAAAUAGUUGGCUGAUUACAGAUCUGGAAACCAUCAAAAUAAUUUUGUUGGAGAUUCAAACUGACUGCUGGAA